AUCCCACUGUGAAAACAAGAGGGAGUAAGGACUAAGUCCUGAGGAAAGUAAAAGAUUGGGGAGAAAUUGAAGAGCUUGUAGGCCAGGGCUGGUCGGCCGUUCGGCACUUCUCAGGCUAUUGAUCCGCUUCUCCUGACUGGUGGUAGACUACUAUGCUCAGGCUGUGCUGGUUGUGAUUGCUAUAGCUGGGCGCAGGAAAAGCUUCUCUUCCCUUCAGUCAGCUCUUACUUUCCACUGCCCCCUAGCUCACAACCCCUCAAUGUGCUGCCAGCUAUAGCUCAGUCAGGCCACUCCACCCUUGGGGUACUAUCAAAGCCAGCCGAGUUGGGACUGGGUAAUCUGGUACCCCUAUGCCCUGUCUCUUUAAGGCUCUCUAGGUGGGAACAAUUUACAGUGUGGCACCACUGAUAAAUGCCUGUUGAUGGUACACAGCAUAGCAGACCUGUCUGUCCCUGUCUUCCGGAGCACUGAUACACUACAAGAGGCGCAUGCCAGCUCUCAGAGGUCCUGGGUCCCCUGACAUGUGGUUGGUUUGCGGCAUGUAACUAAGACAAGACUCUUGAGGCAGGGGUUUGUAUGACUGGAGCAGACACUGGUUUAACUACCUACUACAUUUCAUUCACUGACAACCAUCAAGAGGGGCCAGAACUUACAGUUGUAAAGGUGGAGUAUGUGUUGUUGUUGUUGAUUUUGAAAAAUCUGUGUGUGUAUAUUGGCUCUGUCUGAUGCAUACAUGUGUUAGGAGUUUCAUUUGAAAUUGUGUUAGUUGAGACCUGUCAGUAACUCUGCCUCUGGUGAUCAGCAGUCUCCAGAGGCUGUGCAGGGAGAGAAAAGGCUGGGUUUAGUGUAAUCAUGCUGGACGGCUAGAGCACAAGCUGCUGCCUGGUGACAAUUUAUAGUAUUGAGGAGACAGUAUUCUCAUACAGACAUGUGUGCCAGAUGGACCUCUAGCUGUCUUCAUUGAUUUCUGAAGGUGAUGUGGCUGACAGUUUUCUCCCCGAGUUCUGGUCCCCGCAAAGGCUGGAGGGUGUAACAAGCAGACUACUAUUGGCCCCUGUGCAUCGCCCAGUUCAACACUGGCUUCAACGCAGUUUACUCUGAAUGAAAUUACCACCACAAAUUGAGUAACAGGACAGUAACACAUAUUGGCUGAAAACCAAACCAGAUAUAUCCUGUGAGGUAAGGAAAGGAAAAAACCCUGGGGUGGCAGAGUACAGUGUGGAUUGUUUUAGUAAGCAGAUUGUCAUUACCCAGUUUAUACAUCAGAGAGUCCUGCAGGUAAUACCUGUGCUGCUAACUCUGGAUUCUCGCAUCUCCCCUGGGGCAACAACGGGUGUGAUUGCCCAGCAGUAUGCAGCCGCCAAUGAGGCAGGUUCUUAAUCUGCCUGUUUAAUUGGCCUGCGAUCUUCCAGAGGAUUAAACAGUCUUUCCUAAGAGGAUUUCAUCCUGGGGUGUCUGGUAUUUUAUUCCGGAUAAUCACAGGGUGGGUGACGGCAUGGUUCGAGGAUAGUUUUACAUGUGGAGAGAUUAGCUCACUGUGCUUUGAAUCCAGGAACCGAUAGAUUGUGUACGGUUCUCUCUGCAUGAACUGCAGGAUUGUGAAACUGUAAAAAGUGACAAAAGGAAUUGUGCUGCUAUUUAACUGGCAUGACAUUUCAUUCCCAAAGGUAUUGAAAAUAGAGCAAGCCUUGGCUGUUCUAAUCUAGGCAAACGGCGGCUGGGCAUUAACACCGUUUUGGAAUUCGGCACACAGCCUGGCAACAGAUAAACUGGCCGUGAAGUGGAAGCUAUGAAAACUCGAUGUCCAUGACUAGUCAAAUCAAAGUGGGUAAGAGAUAAGUCAAUUACCUGUGAUUACUUACUGACAGUCCUUUACCUGGUCUGAAUUAUUGAUGAUUGCAUAAUGUGUGGCUGUUUCACCUGAGUUGACUAAUUAAUGAAAUAGGUCUGGGUGGAGUUAGUCGUGUGUUCACUGGCCCUCCAGGGUGCCAGCUGUGUGCCAGAUCGUUGUUGGGGAGGAUGCUGUAGCGUGCAGAAUUCAGAUUGCACCCACAGUUUUGAUGGUGAUAAAUAACCCAGUAUUGACUCCAGUCUAGGACAGUUCAUCCAGUUUCCAGUAUUUCAGGGGAGUAUUGUUUCCAUUGUUCCCCGCAAACCGCUGACUGGAAUAUAUCUUGUUUGACUUGGAAAUUACUUGCAGCCCAAACCGCGCUGCAAAAUUGCAUUAAUGAAAUGUUAGCAGCCAUCAGAGUUUUCCUUCAUUGCUGAAAAAACCGACACUUGUGCAUUUACCAAUCAGACCGUUCUGCUGCGUCAGAAGGGAAGAAGAAGAAGAGUUAUCUGACUUGGAAAUCGGUGCAGAGGAAUUUCGGAGAGAUACAUAUCUGCUAGGUUAACUUGGGUUAUUCAGUGUCGGCUGAAACAACUGGAGGAGGCUCUGUACAUGCAGACCACCCUGAUAUUAACUGAAGGGCCUUGUGUCAGCCAUGAGCAACUAGCAUGGAAUGUACAUUACCACUACAUGUUAUUACAGUCCAGUGAAGGGGAGAGGUAACCAAAGUAGUUCAUACAAUGCGUCAGCGUGACAAGAGAGUGCCGGCCUGGUGUCUUAUCCUUAUGUGUCUUCUCUCGGGACUCCUCUCGGACAAAGGUUGUGUGUAUCAUUUUAAGAGUGGAGAUGGGGUGGAGAAGAAUGGAACCUUCCAGUCUCCAAACUGGCCCAACAGAUACUCCAACAAUCUGCGAUGUAUGUACAAAUUUGAAGCCAAGGCCAAUGAAAGGGUCAAGCUGAACUUUACCUCUUUUCACCUUCAAGGUCUACCUCCUACGUGUUCUAACGACUACCUGGACCUGUACACACAGGUGACUCCAGACGCUGAUCUAUUAGAAGUGCCUUCCCCACUGAGAUUCUGUGGGGAUAUGUUAGACACCUUCCCCAGUGCCAUAAUCUCCCACACCUCCUACCUUAUCUUUACCUUCUACACAGAUGACAUCCGCGUCAACCAAGGCUUUCAGGGCACCUACGAGUUCAUAGAUGCAGCAACUGUUUCAUCCCCGUACAACAUCGGCACGUCGACAGUGGAGUGUGGGUACAGGAUACGCAGUGAACAGAGGCAAUCUGGUUACAUUGUAUCCCCCACCUACCCGGGCAUGUACUCGGACAAUCUCUUCUGUUUUUACAAACUCCAGGGAAAACCCGGACAAAGAAUUCGACUGAGAUUCAUUGACUUUGAUCUCUUCAAUGGCGGAGAUUACUGUCCAUACGAUUAUGUGAAAAUAUACGAUGGGUUGACAAAUCAGUCUGGUGUGAUUGGGAUUUUCUGUGGAAGAUACAGAGACUUGACUCUCUUCUCAACAGCAGAGGCUCUUCACAUAGAGUUUGUCACCAAAAGUGGCAGAGUGUAUUUUGAUAAAGACAUUUUAGAAAACCGAGGAGACUAUAGUUUUCCCAGAAGAGGAUUUAAUAUAACUUACGAAUUUAGUGAAGAUUUUGUAAAUUUAGAUUUUAUAUCAGGUGAUUCCACCCAUAUUCUGGGCACGGAAUGUGACCAGCGUAUCCUGAGCCAGAUGGAAUCCAACGGCUCAUUUAUCUCCCCUGGCUACCCCAAACAGUUCCCCAUCAACGUCACAUGUCGUUAUUACCUGGAUGGACUCAUGGACAGGGAUAAUCUGGAGAAAGUCCGAGUGGAUUUUGAGGACUUCAACAUUCCAGGAUCCAUGCCGUACUGUACCCUUGGAUAUGUGGCAGCCAACCUUCAGGGCCAGGUGGAGGGGAGCUCUGGGGAGAAGUUCUGUGGGGGACUGCUGCCCCCACCUCUCAUCAGCACUGAGCCCCGCAUGGUCAUGCUCUUUAAUACCAGCAAUGGAGUCCUAGGCCGGGGGUUCAAGGCCAACUAUCGCUUCAUUACAGAUUUUGGAAUCCCUGGUGCUCAGGUCAAAGAGGGAAUGUGUCAGUUUUUGUACGAGAGUAAGCGACAGAAGUCUGGCGUAUUUAACUCUCCCCGCUACCCUACAAACUAUGGGACCAACAUUGACUGUAAAUACAUCUUCCAGCCAGAGGGAAGAGAGCGUGUUCGAAUUUCAUUUGAGUCUUUUAAACUUCCUGAUGGGGAUCCUAGCUGUGAUAACAAUGACUACAUUGAGAUUUUUGAAUAUCGUGGCCUGACUGGGAAUGCCACUAAAAUUGCUCGCUACUGUCGCGGAAUUGUUCCAGGACCAACGUUAUCUUCUGACAACAUCCGUAAGCUGGAGAUAGUCUUCCACUCUGACGAAGAACAUGUCAAAAUGGGUUUUAAGGCAAUCUAUGAAUUUGUCUCUUCAAGUGAUCUGUUUUUAAAUUGUGGGGAGCAUAUUGUGAGUGAUGGGACAGGAGGAGUAAUUAAAAGUCCCAAUUACCCGGGGAAGUAUGAGCCCAGCACCUACUGUGAAUGGACAAUAAAAGCCAGCAGGAAAGGCAACAGUAUUUUACUACAAUUCCCGCAGAUUAAAGUUGAAGGACUCACUAAAGAUGGUUGUGUUAAUGCUGUGUUGAGGAUUUACUCUGAUGAUAUGCCGGAGCAGGAACAGUGUGGUACAAUUGAUGCUCACCCAGCUUUGCUGUCACGUAAAGAUUUUAUCAGACUUAGUUUAACAAGCUCAAAGACAGCAGCAGGAGCUGCCGGGUUUAAGAUCACCUGGACAGAGGUGUAUGAAUCUCAUAGCAGUGCACAGUGUAGCGGGUUUUUGUGUGCCACAACAAGUUACUGCAUAGCACCGGGCCUUAAAUGUAAUGGUGUGGAGAACUGUGGAACGGGGGACAGCUCCGAUGAGACAGCAGAUUGUCCAACCACCAGCCGGAUGCAGGUUUUACAUAUAGCAAUAGGAACGUCAAUAUCAGGAUUUUUCCUCAUCAUAUUCAUUGUGUGCGGCGUAUAUCACAGAAGAAAGUUCCGCGAACGUAAACCUGAGAAGCGGGACAAUGUUGAGGUGCGAUAUGUGUCCCCUUCCACGGGCAGCAGUACAACAGACAGACUUCUCAGUAUUGAAAGUCCUCGCUGCCAGAAAGUAUCUAUAGUAUGAUGUUGGUGAAAGUAGUCUUGUAUAUAAGAGUUCAUAGUUUUCCAAUUGAUAAUGUGCGCGAGUGCGAGAAAAUUAUUUGGUGACCUGUACAAGGUUCUGACCAAUGAAAAUACAGCUGGUCUAAAAGUGCGAGGCAGUACUCGUGACGGUAUCCCUUCAGUGGUGGCCAAUCAGGAGUCUGUGCCACCUAGGCCUGAGAGAUUAGGCCUUCAUGCAAGUAGGAAUCCAAGUUGUCUACAUGACAAGAGCGGUUAUUGUACCAGAUUGGUGUAUGCAGAUCCAAGUUGUUUUGGAAACAAGUGAUAGGGAAAUACAGUUGGGAGGAGAUUACACUGAAGAAAUUUUUUUGGCAAAAAGAUCAUGGAAAUGGAAGCUGGAAAGAUGUUAAAUAUGUGAUGAUACUCUUCGUGGAAAUUCAGCUGAGCUGAAACGAGAAAUACAGUCACAAUGUUAGGAUUAGUGCAGAAUGGUUUCUUUUAUUUGGAAGAACUGUGAAUGUCGUGGAUGCAGAGAAAACUGUAAAAACAAUCCAUGAAAGUUAAUUUUGGAUGUGUUGCUGCCGUGUUCGUGAGGUAUUGCAAACUGAUCCAUGGGGAAGGAAUCCUGGAUGAAGAUUCUAGAUGCGAACAAGUCAAAUGAGUAAGCAAAUAUCCUUUCAGCUGAUUUUGCAAGACUCAAUAUUUUGUCUGUUUUUUGUUCAAAAACAAUAAUUCAGCAUUCUGUAAGGAACAGAACGGAACAGAGAUUUCAGCUGCUGGCAAGAAAGCAGAACUACUUAAAACAUGAGAUUUGUUUGUGAAAUGUUUAAGACUUCUCAACAAAUAAUCAUCUAUGCAAUAUACCAAAAAUGUAAGACCUACUGCCAAAACAUCUUGCUGUGCAGGCAUUUUCAUGUGCAUGCUGUUCACACACUAAAGGACAAAAGUCCUGUCCACAUAACAGAGCUUUAUAUGGGCUGAAAAAUUCUUCAAUGCCAUUAUCUUUGUAGCUUCAUGUACAUCGAAACAAACUAUUCUGAAGGAGGUAACGAAGCUCUGAAAUUUGGCAUAGGGGAGGUUUGCUUAAGUCAUCAAAUCCUUAGAGAUUAUUCGUCCGUGAAGACAGCAGGCUCAUUGUCAACUCAUCUUGUGGAGCAUCACUGUUCAUGAUGGAAGGAGCAACUAUUGUGGUGCGGUGGUUUGCAUGUAUGGUGCAUUGGGGAUUAUGAUGACAUGCAGUGUCAAACAGUGAGAUAAACUGUAGGUUUGCAGGUACAGUGAUAAUGUAUGCAAGGAUAUCCCUUUGCAGUCAGAAUCCUACCAGAUUGUACCUUAUAGAACUGAUAGCAUGCAGAAUAGUGUGGGAAGCAUAGUGCCUCGUUGUGCUGUGGAGCACAAUGGUGUCUGAUAAUGCAGUGGUGGAAGAAGGCUGGAUGAAGCUGUGAAGCACAGUGAUUUUUCAUAAUGCUCUGGAGCAAAAUGGAGUGUGAUAAAUUAAUGCUGUUCAGAAGAAAGGUAGGCCCAGUUGGGAAUGUGGCAAUGUCUGAAUACUGAUUGAUAAUACUACUGAUCAGACCAAGUAGUGUGUGGGAUAAAUAAUCUUGAGAAAAAUGUCUGAUAAUCCUGUUGAGCAAAAUAAUGCUUCAUAAUGCUUUGAAGCAGAUUGUUGUUAGAUGGGACCAGACCUCAAGUUGGUGGUUACCAGAUGCUCUAAUUCAACAUGCGUCAUCAGGACUAUGAAGCUUUUUUGCACUCAGACUCUUUACUUGCAAGUGUUUCUAUCUAUCCUGAGAGGUGGAUUGCUGUAUAUGUCUAAGAGGACAAAAACAUGAACAAGACCAUCAGAUUAAACCAAAGAAAACUCCCUGGAUUCAACCUGGAUCUGUGGGUUUUGACAACCUGCCUGUUGGUUCUGAUCUUCACUUCCAGCGUCAAACUGGGCGCUGGCCCGUGGAAUUACAAAAACAUAAUGGGAACUUGAUGAAAAAUGGUGCUUUAAGACUAACAAACCUUUUAUUGUGAACAUGUUCAUGUAUAUAUACCUAUGUAUGGGACAGUGUGUGCUGAAAACAUGGCUGUCCAAACAUCAACCAUACAACAUGUUCAAGUUGGUACAAGUGUUUGUAGCAGGCAACAUUAUGCACAUGCAUAGUGGUAAUCCGAUGUCUCAAAACAUCUUGGUAUUCAUCAAAUGUAUAAGAGGUGUUCAAUCAGAUUGAAAGAGAUUUCAAUCAGUUAUAUUUAUGGAUGUCAGUUCGUGCAUUAUUUGUAAGUUCUUUGCAUAUUAAAGUAUAUUUUAUUUUGUGUUGAUUUGUUAAAAUUAUAUUGGCACAUGUUUCAUGUUUUGCAAUAUUAUGAAAGUAACAGUUUUUUUUUUUAUCUCAAAGUGUAUACUCAGUUACUAUUAUUUUCACUUUUUCAUUGUUCAUAACCAUACCAGUAACUGAAGUAUAGUGGAAAUAAGAACACGUACCUUGUUAUAGUGGGAAUACUUUUCAGUUAUUAAUUCUUUACAGCUAUUGAUCAUUUCUAGCACAUAUUUGUAAGCCUGAGUGCAGUUACAAGAUAUGUAAUGCAUUGAAAACCAAUAUCAUUACCAAACAUGAAAAAAUACAUGUCAUACAUAAGAAAUUACAAAAGUGAAAAUAGAAUAUAAAACAUAAAUGUCAGGAUAUCUGAAAUAUCAAAAUUGUUUCAGACGUUUUUUAACAGUGCAAUGUGUAUAAAGUGGAUACCAUAACAGUUAUAAAAGUGAAGCUGAUAUGAUUUGGCCAGUCAGUUUUUGUUAUUAGACUGCCUGCUGUAUGCCUAGAUACCAUAAAUACAACCAAGACAUCUUUAAAUGAGAAUUUGUUUUUUUAUUUGUAUUUUUGUUAGAACUGAUGUACAUGUAUCAUCAUCAUAAACUGAAAUUAACUCCAGUAAGCAUGUUUCUUGAUAUAUUUUGACACAAACCAAAUUUUAUUGCGUUCCAUAUACUUACAUGUAUUUUUAAAUGAUGGCGGCUUGAGGUAUGUCACAUUUACCAUGUCCUUAAGACACAGUAUUGCUUCUUUAUUUACAUGGAUAUGUAUUUUAAACAUCUUCGGAAUGAGUACUAAACCAGUGUAAUAUCCUUUCUUGAUAAGAUUGCCAUUAUGACGUAAAUUGCUGGAGUCAGUAUAGAAUAAAAGGUGUAUAUCCCCAGUAUAUAUAGACAAUUUUGACCAAACCACCACUUUGUUGUAAUGUCAGAUGUAUAAGAAUAUAAAUUUCAAGAUUAUUAACUUGUUCAGGGUGUAUUGUUAUUGAAGAAUACUACUUUAUGGAAGGUUCUCUCUCCCAAAAGGUUUUCACGGAGUCAGCCCCCAGCCAACCAUACAGCAAAGACAGCUAAUAAAAAAAAAAAAUUCCUACAAACCUGUACAGGAGCUUCUUUACAAGGAACAGGACAUUAUGUAUAGAUCACAACUCCUUGGUUUAUUGACAAGUGAUGUUAUGAUAUUGGACAUGCCCUGGUCCUACUGUUUUGUACUGUGCAGGUUGUGAUUGGUUUGCCAAACAGACCAUAGUAAUUUCACUGUUCAGAGGUAGGGUGCGAUUUGUUAUACCAGCUUGCAGAAUUCAACCAAGUUGUAAAAUGGUAACAAGUAUUUAAUAUUAGUGAAAAGGAAAGAAGUUGUAUGAAACAGUGACUGCUAACAUAUAUCACGCUGAUAUCACAAAUCAGACUGUUUGAACUCAGCCUUACUUGCUCAACUGCACAUGCAAAACCCAGAUUACUGGCCUCAACUGGGAAUACAUGUAUAGAGGUGUAUUUCAAAGUUAUGUUGCUCUUUGCCAAACAAGUUCUUGGCCCUAGAAGACACACAGUUGUGUAUAAUUGCAAUGUGGGGUAUGAAACAUUGUUGCUUUGUUGCUUUUACAUAUAAGUUAAAUAUGUGAGUUAAAUGUUAACACAUUUAGUAGCACCUAAAAUAUACAUGAUGUGUUUCUUCUUGUUUGUGUAAAAUUCGCUGUAAGAUUUAAUAAUGGUAAGAGAUUGUGUGAUUAAUAGUA
Messenger RNA from Liolophura sinensis, 9074 nucleotides. RefSeq names its product bone morphogenetic protein 1-like. Bases 2572 to 5058 code for a protein of 828 amino acids. Lineage: Eukaryota; Metazoa; Mollusca; Polyplacophora; Chitonida; Chitonidae. The record is from RefSeq and is a predicted model, not a curated record. The transcript is spliced from 17 exons. Gene Ontology annotation, cellular component: plasma membrane. Gene Ontology annotation, molecular function: protein binding.